UGUUGUUACUCUGUGAAGGUGUCGCUUACUUUUUAUUUCUCCAGGCAGGAGAGACGUCUCCCUCUACUGAUCUUCCAUUUCUCUGCAGUUAUACCCAAACUGUAUUGUUCUUAUAUACACAUGAGGAGUUGAAUCCGUGCUGGAUUAAGUGUCUGUGAAGAUCCAUCAUCUCUGCUGAGAACCAUAAAGGACAUCAGUCAUGAUAGUAUGACUAGUAACUGUCAUGAAGAUCCUACAGGAUACUGCAGCCUGAAGUCCUGGAGUAAUUCCAGCCAAGAACAGAGUGGUCAGUGAACCACUCACUUACCUGGACCAACAUUAAGUUUACGUUGCGUUUAGUCGACUAUUUUUAUCAAGAAGAUAAACCUCAGAAGAUUCAUCUAUAAAACUAAACUUUGUUAAUACAAAGAGAACCAGGAAACAGACUAGAAAGACGUAACUAUUGUUUCUCGACAAGAAAAAUGAUCAGUCUUCCUUGUUCGUAAACUGUGUAAGUCAACGACGCUGCUGUUCAUCUCAUAUAGAUCUCCAAAUAGCAUUUUGAGACAUAAUUAAUAGAGAAAGAUUGACAGAUAUUUUAUAAAGUUUUACGAAACAUUGUCUACAAUGUCACUUUAAUACGGAUGAUCCAGCGAGUCUCUGCUACACAAACAACAACACUCAAUAUUGACAAUUAUUUAUAAAAGCCUUUUUCAAAAACAAGACAGUAAAAAACGGGACUAAAAGCAGGAUAGAAAAUCAAAGAAAGUUUGAAAGCAACGAGUGAAGAUUAACGAGCUAAACUGAGGCUCCAGCAAGUGAAGAUUAACCAGCGAAACAGUCUUCAACUCUUUCCUUCAUAGACGCUCUGAACCUGUCUCGCUCUUAGGUGUUUCUCUCAGGAGACAAUAUUUCUCAAACUAAUUCAUAAACCAGGUGACGACUCAAGGUGAUCAUGGAACCCAAGGAGAGACAAGAGGAGAGGACUGGAGUCAGUCUGCACGACGGCGACAUUAACACCACCAGCAGCAGCACAUGUAUUUACCCGCAAGAAACUGUCGUCACCAGCCACGACAUUACUCACAUCUCUGACCACGACCACCACAAAGGACGUCUGGGCGCCUCCCACCACGACGACCGCCAGGGACGUCUGGGCGCCUCCCACCACGACGACCGCAAGGGACGUCAGGAUGCUGCCAAAAACAUUUCGAACUGUGAAACGCUGUUACAUAUGAUGAAGGGUAACGUUGGUAGUGGGGUACUGGCCAUGCCCCAGGCCUUCAUGAACGCUGGACUCUGGGUAGGCCUAGCUGGUGUGCCCAUUAUGGGCCUAAUCUGCGUGCACUGUAUGCACAUCUUGGUCAGGAGCUCGAAGGAGCUGUGUAGAAGGUCGAUGGUGGAGAACUUGAGUUACGAGGAGACGGCAGAGAUGGCCUUCAAGAUGGGUCCUGCAGGAUGCAGAAGGUGUCACAGAGCUGUCUUCUACAUUAUCAACGUCUUCCUUGUUAUUACACAGCUCGGAUUCUGUUGUGUCUAUUUUGUCUUCAUACCCCAGAACAUCCAGGAGGCAGUGAAGUGCAUGACUCCCGCUGGUACCAACAUCUCCAUCUAUGGCUACAUGGGGAUGGUGGUCGUGCCUCUCCUCCUUAUAUCUUACAUCCCCAACAUCAAGUACUUGGUCCCGGUGUCGAUGGUAGCUGGCGCAGUGCAGAUGACCGGCAUCACUAUCUGUUUGUACUAUAUGUUGAGGGAUCUGCCUCACGUCCACGAAGAUCUGCCUGCCUUUGCUGGAUGGGCGUCUCUUCCCCUCUACUUCAGCUCCAGUAUCUUCGCCUUCCAGGGAAUUGGUUUGGUGUUGCCACUGGAGAACAAGAUGAAAACACCCAGGGAGUUUGGUGGAUUAACUGGGGUGCUGAACACCGCUAUGAUGCUGGUAGUGUGCUUGUACGCCAGCGUUGGUUUCUUUGGUUACCUCCAGUAUGGCAGUACAGUUCAAGGCUCCAUCACUCUCAAUCUUCCUGCUAGCGACCCGCUUGCCCAGACGGUGAAGCUGCUGAUGGCCAUAGCUCUGUACAUGACGUACCCACUACAGAUGUACGUACCAGUGGAGAUGCUGCUGCCAGCAGUCACCAGACACUUCCAUACUAAGUGUACCAAGAUAAUAGCCGAAUAUGUCUUCAGGACCGCCAUGGUCCUGCUUACCUUCGUGUUUGCUGCCUCUGUCCCCAACAUCGGAUUGUUUAUCUCGCUGUUCGGAGCUGUGAGCAGCUCAGCACUGUCACUCAUCUUCCCUCCCAUCAUUGAAAUCGUCACCUUCUGGCCUGACACAGGAAGAUGCCACUGGGUCCUCAUCAAGGUGAGGAUUAGGUCCCGCUGGGUCCUCAUAAAGGUGAGAAUUAGGUCCUGCUCUGUCUUUGUUACGAACACAGAGAAAAAGAACAGGUUUGUCUUGUCUAAAGAAUAUCAGUCAUUGGAAUCACUUAUUAAGGUAAAGGAAUCAUACCACGGGCGGGAUUUGAACCCGCGGUCAGAGAGUCUCAAAACUCCAGACCGUCGUGUUAGCCACUGGACCAGCUAGCCACAAUAAGAUUCG
Messenger RNA from Cherax quadricarinatus, 2572 nucleotides. Lineage: Eukaryota; Metazoa; Arthropoda; Malacostraca; Decapoda; Parastacidae. The record is from RefSeq and is a predicted model, not a curated record.